Messenger RNA from Bombyx mori (domestic silkworm), 1001 nucleotides. RefSeq lists its product as uncharacterized. The transcript has a single exon. The coding region runs from base 470 to 844 and encodes 124 amino acids. NCBI's taxonomy places the organism in Eukaryota, Metazoa, Arthropoda, Insecta, Lepidoptera, Bombycidae. The record is from RefSeq and is a predicted model, not a curated record.
AGAGUUCGACGAGUGAACUCACCCAUGGACACAGCCCACUGAGUUUCUCGCCGGAUCUUCUCAGUGGGUUGCGUUUCCGAUUCGGAUCCGUAGACUCUGCGAAGCACUGCUCUUGUUAGGAUCAUUGUAAGCAAAGUCCACAGUUUAGAGUCCCGUGAGCUCACCUACUCGUUCGGUACGCCUAGCAUGACCCCUCGAGGUCACUAGAAUAGGUUGGAAAAAAAAUUGAUGAGGCACUUAGGGGACUCCUAAUGGCAGCGGCACGCGGGGGACAAUGUGCGCACGCGCUUAUAAAAUAGUCGCGCGAUCAAUAAGCACCAUUCUUGGAUUCCCAGCAGCUGAGAAAACACGACUUAAACACAAAAAAAGUAUAUUUUAAAUUCAUAUAGCGUAUUCCAAUUUCAAUUUCAAGUUAAAAAUCGUUGAUAAGUUAUUGUGUUGUAAUUUAUUACUUUUCCCUCUACUAAACAUGAAGGAGUGCAAUAAUAUUGUUGGUAACAAUACUAAAGUGACAAUGGAGACGAACUCGUGUCUUCUCAAAGUAGUCGGAAACAACUGCGUGAUUUAUGUUCGUACUAAUUACGGCGACAUCGAGGUGGUUGGCAACAAUUGUCGGGUGGAGGUGACGAAUAACUACGGUUUCAUCAACCUUAUGGGUGGAAACGGCUUUGUGAACAUCAACAAACGUUGGAAGGGCGACAGCGUUCAGCUCCUCGGGACGAAUUGUAGGCUGAUCGUUGCGGGGAAGCUGAUGUCAGUCCCGUCCUACGAGGCCCAACUGUCGCCAUCCAGCACGGACCUGGACGACGUUAUUGAACCGAUUUUCCCAUUCGUGAUGCGGUGAAUAGCGACGACUCAAAUGGAUUUCGCUUUUGUGUGUUAAACAGUGAAAGAUACGUGGCACCUUCAAUGACUUUUGAUGUGGUUUCUGUGCUUAAGGUUGCGACUCGAGGUCAUGAUGUAGAUGGGUCUGUUUAAAUAAAGGCGCUUUUUUUUAAAAA